AUGGCUCCAAUGAGUCUCCCACCAGGAUUUAGGUUCCACCCCACAGAUGAAGAGCUUGUUGCUUACUACUUAGAAAGAAAAAUAACUGGUCGCUCAAUAGAACUUGACAUCAUUGCUGAAGUUGAUCUAUACAAAUGUGAACCUUGGGAUUUACCAGAUAAAUCAUUCCUCCCAAGUAAAGACAUGGAGUGGUAUUUUUAUAGUCCAAGAGAUAGAAAGUACCCAAAUGGAUCAAGAACUAACAGAGCAACAAGAGCUGGUUAUUGGAAAGCUACAGGGAAAGAUAGGCCAGUCCACUCUCAAAAGAAGCCACUUGGUAUGAAGAAGACAUUGGUAUAUUAUAGAGGAAGAGCACCACAUGGGAUUAGAACCAACUGGGUUAUGCACGAAUACCGCUUAAUUGAAUCUGUGCCUUGUGCUGCUCAUUCAUCUUUAAAGGAUUCCUAUUCAUUGUGUCGAAUUUUCAAGAAGACUGUUCAAAUUCCAUCCAAACCUAAACAAGACGAACAAAUCGAGGAAGCAAAGAAGGAAUUGAUGCGGGUCUCAGAAGAACAUUUAUUAGGUGAAGACUCAAGUGGCACUGAGAUUUCCAAAGAAAUGGAAACCGUGAAUGAGAAAAUUCUCAAUCAUGAAAAUCCUAAAUUUCCAUGUGACGCUUCUUCUUCUGAUCUCACUCAAGGAACAUGUACACCCACGGAUACGGGUAUAGCAGACGAUUUUCAAGCACAAUUUGCUUGUGAUGAAGCAAAUAGUGUAGCUAAUUCUUAUCCAAUAGGAAUUGGUUACCCCUCAAAUCUAUUUCAGGAUAUAGAAAUACCUAUCUUUGGUGGCAUGCAUUAUCAACUCCCAUACACCCCUUUGGUGCUGGAAGAUUUCCCACAAAUAAAUUUACCAGAGACAAAGUCAAUGAAGCCCGAAAUGACUGAUGAUUGCAUAUUAUAUGACAAGUGCAAGGACUAUCUGAAUGGAACACUAGAAGAGAUCAUCUCUUUGUGUUCCUCUCAAGAUAAAUCUGUCGCUUUUCCCAUGCUAGAAUGA
This is a messenger RNA of Gastrolobium bilobum, 1038 nucleotides long. Its product is annotated as NAC domain-containing protein 54. NCBI's taxonomy places the organism in Eukaryota, Viridiplantae, Streptophyta, Magnoliopsida, Fabales, Fabaceae. The transcript has 4 exons. The record is from RefSeq and is a predicted model, not a curated record. The coding region runs from base 1 to 1038 and encodes 345 amino acids. Gene Ontology annotation, molecular function: DNA binding. Gene Ontology annotation, biological process: regulation of DNA-templated transcription.